Molecule: messenger RNA, 1106 nt
Organism: Momordica charantia (bitter melon)
Lineage: Eukaryota; Viridiplantae; Streptophyta; Magnoliopsida; Cucurbitales; Cucurbitaceae
Product: reticulon-like protein B5
Biological process (GO): response to bacterium
Source: RefSeq, a predicted model, not a curated record
AACUUUAAAUAGCUCAUAUUACAUUUCCCUCUCUCUGCAUUUCGCACUCUUUACGACUACUUCGCCCCUCGUUUCUUCUUCGGAGACGGUUCUUUCUUUCAUUUCCAUUUAUUUUUCUUGAAUCUUGCUGCAGAGAUCUAUGGCUGACCAACCAGGCGAGCCAGAUUCGGUUAUUGGAAAGAUCUCCGAGAAGAUCGACGCUCUCCAUUCAUCGUCUUCUUCCGACUCCGAUGAUGAUAAGCCUUCGAAACUCGACGCUGCUAAAUCCCGCGUUCGUAGGCUCUUCGGUAGAGAAAAGCCCGUAUACGAGGUCCUGGGCGGUGGAAAACAUGCUGAUGUUUUUCUUUGGAGGAACAAGAAGAACUCUGCAGGUGUCCUUGGGGGUGCCACCGCCUUGUGGAUCCUUUUUGAGCUGCUUGAGUACCAAUUAAUCACUCUUGUCUGCCAUAUAUUAAUUCUUUUUUUGGCUUUAAUUUUUGUGUGGUCUAAUGCUAAUACGUUUAUCAACAAGUCUUCACCCCACAUCCCAGAAAUUAGACUUAAUUUAGAUUGCCUGCCUGAGGUUGCCAAUCAACUGAGAAUUGAAAUCAACCGAGUAAUAUCAACUUUACGUGAUAUUGCUUCUGGGAGAGAUUUGAAGAAGUUUCUAAGUGCUUUUAUUGGCUUAUGGGUUCUAUCAGUAGUUGGCAGUUGGUUCAACUUUCUGACUUUAGUCUAUAUAUGCUUUGUCUUGCUACACACUGUGCCAGUACUUUAUGAGAAGUAUGAAGAUCAGGUUGAUCCAAUUGCUGAGAAGGCCUUGAUAGAGCUCAAGAAGCAGUAUGCUGUAUUUGAUGCCAAGGUUUUGAGUAAAAUCCCCAAAGGGCCACUCCAACAAAAUAAGAAGGAUUAGAUUAUGAGGCAUUUGUGUCUGGUUAGGCUUACUUUCACAUAUCUUUUAGCAGUCUUGUUUCUUUUUCUGGCAAGGCAGCUCUUUGUUACUUUUCCCUGGAGUUUCUCAAAUACUUUGUGUUAGAAGCCUUUCUGCUGCUGCAUUGUUUCACUGCAGUAAAAUUUUUCAGUAAAUUAAUAAAUUCUGCACCCAAUAUAUCUUGCUUUUCUUCCUA